Molecule: messenger RNA, 3972 nt
Organism: Salmo salar (Atlantic salmon)
Lineage: Eukaryota; Metazoa; Chordata; Actinopteri; Salmoniformes; Salmonidae
Source: RefSeq, a predicted model, not a curated record
UUUGUGAAGCAGCAGAGUGCCAGCACACACACUGACACACACUCCACACACACACGCUAACACACACACACAAACGCUAACACACACACACACUGACACACAGCUGAGGCUCCCGUUGUCUAGCUGCUGCUGUGAGGCAGCUCAGCAAAGGAGGCACCACUUAGUUCUUCUACUACUGUAGAGGGAUUGUAAAAGGGGAUUGUCGAGGAGGCAUUUGGAGGUUUGUGGAUUGUCCGAGCAGCAGGCGCUUGCUUCUGUACAGGGAUUGUAAAGGAGAAGAGGAGAGAGAGGAGGCUGUAACGUUAGAGGAUUGUAGAGGAGAAGAGGAGAGAGAGGAGGCUGUAACGUUAGAGGAUUGUAAAGGAGAAGAGGAGAGAGAGGAGGCUGUAACGUUAGAGGAUUGUAGAGGAGGUCUUCGGUGGUGUUUUGUCUGGAGCCAUGGAGCGUUUCCUGGUCUUUGUGAAGCAGAUCAGGAGGUCCAGGAGACGGAAGGGGAAAAAGUACAGACCGGAGGAGGACUAUCAGGAGGGAUAUGAAGAUGUGUAUUAUUAUGCUUCUGAACACCUGCACAAUUCCUGCUACAAAAGCGACGACGAAGAUGAGGGGCCGUACACAAAGCACUCCAACCCCUCCAGGCCACCGGAUGGAGCGCUGGCCAUCAGGAGGCAGAGUAUCCCAGAUGAGUUUAAAGGCUCCAGUGUUGUGGAGUUAAUGAAGAAAGAAGGCACCACUCUAGGACUCACUGUGUCCGGGGGCGUCGACAAGGAUGGAAAACCACGGGUGUCCAACCUGCGCCAGGGAGGCAUCGCUGCUAGGAGUGACCAGCUCAACGUGGGCGACUACAUCAAGUCUGUAAACGGGAUCAAUCUGACCAAGUUCCGUCACGACGAGAUCAUCAGCCUGCUGAAGAACGUUGGAGAACGUGUGGUUCUAGAGGUGGAAUACGAGCUGCCACCUGUCUCUGUUCAAGGCUCUGGGCUGAUGUUCAAAAGCGUUGAGGUGACUCUGCACAAAGAAGGCAAUACGUUCGGCUUUGUCAUCCGAGGAGGAGCCCACGAGGACAGGAACAAAUCCCGCCCCGUUGUCAUAACGACCAUCAGGCCAGGUGGACCUGCUGACAGGGAAGGUACGGUGAAGCCAGGGGACAGGCUCCUGAGUAUCGAUGGGAUCCGUCUUCACGGGACAUCCCAUGCAGAGGCCAUGUCCAUCCUGAAACAGUGUGGACAAGAGGCUACGCUGCUCAUCGAGUAUGACGUCUCCAUCAUGGACUCCAUAGCCACAGCUUCAGGGCCUCUGCUGGUUGAGGUUGCCAAGUCCCUGGGGUCCAGUCUGGGCCUGGCCCUCAACACCUCCAUGUACUGCAACAAGCAGGUCAUCAUCAUAGACAAGGUCAAGCCCGCAAGCAUCGCAGACAGGUGCGGAGCUCUGCACGCGGGUGACCACAUCCUGUCUGUGGAUGGUACCAGUAUGGAGUACUGUACCUUGGCCGAGGCCACCCAGCUGCUCGCCAGCGCCUGUGAACACGUCAAGAUGGAGAUCCUGCCACACCACCAGACCAGACUGGCCCUCAAGGGCCCUGAACAUGUCAAGGUGCAGAGAAGCACGCGGACCCUUCCCUGGGAGUCCUCUUCAGCCAACAACAACAGCAACUUCCUCCCCUACCAACACUAUAACACCUACCAUCCUGACCAGUCCCAGAGACACCAGGCCUCCAAGCACCACAAAACCUCUCCCAACAACCCCCCUCUAGGCUCAUCCUUCUCUCCUACCUCUAUGAGUGCCUACAGUCUGAGUUCCCUCAACAUGAGCACCCUGCCCAGGAACAUGUACCCCACCAGCCCCAGAGGAACCAUGAUCAGGAGGAAACUCAAGAAGAAGGACUUCAAGAGCUCACUGUCUCUGGCUAGCAGUACCCUGGGUCUAGCAGGUCAGGUUGUUCACACUGAGACGACUGAGGUGAUUCUGCUCAGUGACUCUAUCAUGGGGUUUGGUAUCCAGCUGCAGGGGGGGGUGUUUGCCACAGAGACCCUAUCCUCACCCCCGCUCAUCGGCUAUUUGGACCCAGACAGUCCUGCAGAGAGGUGCGGGAUUUUGCAGAUAGGUGACCGUAUCCUGUCUAUAAACGGGAUCCCUACAGAGGACAGCACCUUGGAAGAGACCAAUCAGCUACUGAGAGACUCCAGCAUCACCAGCAAGGUCUCGCUGGAGAUAGAGUUUGACGUGGCAGAGUCAGUCAUCCCUAGCAGUGGCACCUUCCAUGUGAAGCUACCAAAGAAGCCUGGGGUGGAGCUGGGGAUCACUAUCAGCUCUCCGUCCAGUAGGAAACCUGGGGACGCUCUCAUCAUCUCCGACAUCAAGAAGGGCAGCGUGGCUCACAGGACUGGUACUCUGGAGCUGGGGGACAAGCUGCUGGCCAUCGAUAACAUCCGCCUGGACAACUGUUCCAUGGAAGACGCUGUUCAGAUUCUCCAGCAGUGUGAAGAACUGGUCAAGCUCAAGAUACGCAAGGACGAGGACAACUCAGACGAACAGGAGCUGUCUGGAUCCAUCAUCUACACGGUGGAGCUGAAGAGAUAUGGAGGCCCGCUGGGGAUCACCAUCUCAGGCACAGAGGAGCCCUUUGACCCCAUCGUCAUCUCCAGCCUCACCAAGGGAGGACUGGCCGAGAGGACGGGAGCGAUCCACAUCGGGGACAGGAUCCUAGCCAUCAACUGUAACAGUCUGAAGGGUAAACCACUGAGUGAAGCCAUUCACCUGUUGCAGAUGGCUGGAGAGUCUGUCACACUGAAGAUCAAGAAACAGGGAGAACUGGCCAGUCCCAAGCAGCCGUCGGUGUCUGGUCAUCUCAGUGAUGUGAUGCUGAGUGAUGUGGAGGACGAGGCAGGGUUAGGCGGGCUGGGAGGCCAGGCAGAGAGCCAGAAACUUGGGAAGCUCUCUGACCUCUACUCCACCACCAUCCCCUCUGUGGACUCAGCCGUGGAGUCCUGGGACGGCUCGGCCAUAGACACCACCUUCAACACCCAGGCCCCAGGUUUCCAGGCGUCUGGCUACAGCUUCCACAGCCAUGAGUGGAGGAACGCCAAGCCCAGCCAGGGCAGCCUGUCCCCUGUCAGCACCCGCCAGAGACACAACAUCCUGGCAGACCUCGGCCUCAGCGAUGACGAAUGGGACAGACCCACCGCCGGCGGAGCUUCUACUCUGCCCACCGGCCAAAUCACUGACAGCAGGUUCACUGUGGGUCAUGACGGGACCGAGCCGGACCAGGAAGAGAACUUCUGGUCUCAGGCCCUGGAAGAUCUAGAGACCUGCGGCCAGUCUGGCAUCCUGAGGGAACUGGAGGCCACCAUUAUGUCAGGCAGCAGUCUGAGUCUGAACCAUGACCCUGCUCCUCUGAGGAGCCACCUGGGUCGGCAGGCCAGCUUCCAGGAGCGCAGCGCAGCCCGGCCGCAGUACAACCAGUCCUCGCGCUCCAACACCCUGCCCAGCGACGGGGGGCGCAAGGCCUUCGCCAUGAGGAAGAUGAAACAGGAGAUGAAUGACGUUAUGUCGCCCACCCCCGUGGAGCUGCACAAGGUGAGUCUGUUGAAGGAGUCGGACCUUGAAGACUUUGGCUUCAGUGUGUCGGAUGGCCUCCUGGAGAAAGGUGUCUAUGUCAACAACAUCCUCCCAGGGGGACCUGCAGAGGUCGGGGGGCUGAAGUCCUACGACAGGCUGCUACAGAUCAACCACGUGAGGACCAGAGACUUCGACUGCUGUCUGGUGGUCCCUCUGAUUGCCGAGUCAGGCAACAAACUGGACCUGGUGAUCAGCAGGAACCCUGCUUCCUCCAGGACCGGGUCCCAGUCAGAACUGAACCAGCUACCCACCGAGGAGCCUGUCAUCAACUGGACCGAGCCGGAGACAGCCUCUCUGGCCCUCCACCGACCCAGAACCACCAUUCCUUAUCCAGGAUGGCUGCUGGAAUCGGGGUGA